AUGUCUCUAUCGCUGCUUCUGCGCUACAAGUGGAGGCAGUUCGUGGCUGUUUACACGGAUAACCGCUUUGGCCGCAACGGCAUCACGGCGCUCAUGACUUACCUGCUCGAAAAAAAGGCGUCGUAUGUGCACAUUGCCCAGAGGGUGCCUGUCAAGUCCACGUGGACAGCUGAUGACGUGGCACAAGCCCUGGCUGCCAGCAGGGCAGUGGACUCUUCUGUCUACGUGCUGCACGCGUCCUCCACCAUGUCUGCUCUCAUACUCGAUACAGCGAGCAAGCUGGGCAUGAUAGGGAAGAACUAUGUGUGGAUCGCAUCGGAGGGGGCUGCUCAAGCCAACACUUCCACACUGCAGAGUGCAGAGGUGGAGUCUGAUAAUCACAGCGUCCUAUCACCCGCCAUCGAGGCACCUGGUCUGAUAAUCACAGCCUCCUACUACCACCCGCCAUCCCAACGCUUGUUGGCCUCCAAGCAGCUGAGCGCGCAGCAGCCCCCAGGGGCGGCAGAGGAGGACCCCAAGGCCUACAGCCUUGCAGCCUACACGACUGGGUUCCAGGUCUCCCUCACCCCACAUGGUGACCUGCAAGCCGAUGCCACGGAGGUGCUCAACGUGGUGAAUGCUACAGCCAUGAGGGUUGGCUUCUGGACGCCUGCCUGGCAACUCACGCGCUCUCUAAAGCGGCCAUCCAAGAACCAGCAAGAGGCACUGAACAUAGUGUUUCCGGGUGGGGUGACACAAGUACCCAUAGGCGCAUUUCCCAAGACAAAACUUCGAUUAGCUGUUCCAAAUAAAGUGGUCUACAAGCAGUUUGUCAACAUCUCCAAGGGAGAGGGCAAAGAGCGCUUCUCAGGGUUCUGCAUCGAUGUCUUCCGAGCAGCUGUAGCCAUGCUGCCAUACCCGCUCGACUAUGAGUUUGUGCAGCUAGUGCUGGCUGUAGCAGCAGCUGUGGCCAUGCUGCCAUACCCGCUCGAGUACGAGUUUGUGCAGUACGGCAGGGAUAACGUCUCCCCCAGCUACACCGACAUGGUGCUGGCUGUGGCGGACAAGGUGGAUGCUGGCUGUCUGGGGAUAAUGGGGUACGCAAAGGAGAAUUCAAGUCCCUGGCUGGCGUUCCAGCCGUUCACAGCGAGCAUGUGGGGAGUGACAAUGGCGCUGUGCAUGCUAGCAGGGCUCAUCACCUCGUUCCUGGACGAGCAGUCUAAUGAGGCCUUCCGAGAGAAACUGCAUCAGCGCCUGCAGAACGCCACAUGGUUCGGCCUGCAAACGCUCUACGCCAUCCUGGAGUACCCUGUUCGCACCUCCCUCGCCCGGCUCUUUGUCAUCGUGUUUCUCAUCAUCGGCUACCUUAUAGUCACAAUGUACACGGCGAACCUCACGUCUAUUGUCACAGUCAACCGGCUCAAACCCUCCGCAAUGGACAUUGGUUCCGCCGCCUCGACCUCAUCCCCCAUUGGCUACCAGCUGGGGUCAUUCAUCAAUGCGUACCUGCAGCAGAUGGGCAUCCCCGCGGUAUGCCGUUCAGUGCUAGACUCGGCAGUGCAGCUCUCGAUGCAGAAGUUCCUCGGGCUGUAUAUCAUCUUUGGCACCGUCUCACUUGGCUGCUGCCUGCUCUACGUGCUGCUGCUUAUCCACCGCGGCUACCGAGCCAGCAGAGAGGCUGCUCGCCUACAGGACGCUCAGAACCAAGCUGAGAUCCAACGGCUCAUGUUUGAUUAUCAUCCGGUGCACACAGGAUCUGACGGCCCACAUGGUGCCGAGUCGGGAUUGGCAGCUCCAGCUGCGGGAGUGGCAUUGAGAGGGCAUGAGUGGGAGGGAGUCGCAGGAGCAGCUGCAGCAGUGGAGAAAGUUUUGAGGCGCCUCAAACAAGUCUUCUUCACUGCAAAGGAAGCAGCAGUGGGGGUUUUGAGAUGGGACAGAGUGGAAUUGGUGGGGGUGGUUUUGACAGCAGUGGCAGUAGUUUUGGCGGGGGUGGCAGUAGAAGGGUGGGGGGGCUUCAGAGCAGCAUUGGCGGGUCGAUCGGCAGCAGUGGGUGCAGUGGCGCUCAUGCUGCUGUGGGUGGGUCAAGCUUGA
Messenger RNA from Closterium sp. Naga37s-1, 2070 nucleotides. NCBI's taxonomy places the organism in Eukaryota, Viridiplantae, Streptophyta, Zygnematophyceae, Desmidiales, Closteriaceae. The record is from the annotation of a GenBank genome assembly.